AUGAAUAGUACUGAUUUUUAUAAUAUGGCUAGUUACAAUAAUAACAGUGAUAAGAAUAAGCUAAAUAAUGAUUUAAAUGCAAAAAAUUCUGAAGUAUUAAUCACUUCAACAUGGUUUCCAAGUGCUGCAUCUAGCAUAGAGGAGAAAUACAACAGUCGGGGAGUUUUUCCUGAUGGACCAAUGGCUGCUAAUUACGAGAAAUAUGUGCAUAAUAUUUUUCGACCUGGUAAUAAACUGCCAAAACUUCCCGCUAAUACGGGAAAUUCAAUUAGUGCUCAAAGUAUGGUACGAAUUCAAGACUUGCUUGGAUCUGCAGCUUUAGAUGACUCUUAUGAUGAAGAUUUAACAAAAUUACCACUGGAAAAAAUGUUUAGUGAGCAAGGCUUGAUAGGUACAGAAGACUAUUAUAAAUUUCAUUCCUAUCAUCGUACGAAAAAUCAUAAUGAUUACAGAAGUUAUGCCUCACAUAUGCCAUCACCAUUCGAAAAUAAAGAUAGUUAUCUGUCAAAUCGAAGAAAUGCUGAUGCUCACUGGAAACGCAACAAUAAGCAAGUAAUCAUCGACAGAAAAGGAUCAGAUACAAUUCCGUUAACACCAUACAUGUAUGCUGAACAUCCGUAUGUCCGUCGUCAAGAUUCUCGCAUCGUUGGAUCUAAUUUUGUUCAGAUAACUUCAAGACCAAGAGAUAGUUUCUUAGACAAAAUUGAUAAAACGUUAGCAGAAGUUCGAGCAAUGCCACGAUUUUGA
Thelazia callipaeda (thelaziosis nematode) is the source of this 747-nucleotide messenger RNA. The record is from the annotation of a GenBank genome assembly. NCBI's taxonomy places the organism in Eukaryota, Metazoa, Nematoda, Chromadorea, Rhabditida, Thelaziidae.